Molecule: messenger RNA, 1143 nt
Organism: Cryptococcus deneoformans JEC21
Lineage: Eukaryota; Fungi; Basidiomycota; Tremellomycetes; Tremellales; Cryptococcaceae
Exons: 3
Coding region: 70-1017 (315 amino acids)
Biological process (GO): single strand break repair; double-strand break repair
Cellular component (GO): nucleus
Molecular function (GO): single-strand break-containing DNA binding; mismatched DNA binding; double-stranded RNA binding
Source: RefSeq, a predicted model, not a curated record
UCCAGCUAGCAUGUCCCCUUCCUCCCACCACCGCAGUUGCCCUCUCCUGUAGACCCGCCCCACCCAUACAUGUCAUGGACAAUGGGCAACUGCUUAUCCGUUCCUGUAUCAUCCUCAAACUCUUCAUCAAAUAACAUACAACUGCCACCCCGACGCCCUAUCUCUUCUUCUCUCUCUUCAAAUAACACUCUAUCAUCUACGAGUUAUCCAGUACCCAAAAAGGGCAAAAAUCACGCACAAUCGUUUCACCGCCGUCGAACCUCAGAAUCCUCCCAGAUGGCUUCUCACCCACUCCUUGCCCUGCGGCAGUAUGCCACACUCCCCAAUCCUCAAUCUUCUCUCCCACCAUCAAAAUUGCUUUUCUCCAAUAGCAAUACGAUGGUAGUGUUUGACUCUUACCCAAAGGCAAAAUAUCAUUUCCUAGUCCUACCGCGUUAUCCUUUCCCACCUCAGUCAGACCCAGAUUCCGAUGAGUCCAUUGUUUCAAUUGAGACGUUGGACGAUUUAAAAAGCUUGCUUCGUAAAGCAGGAGCAGACCAGAGAGAAGAGGUUCUAAGAGCCAUGGCGGAGACUGCGCGCGAAGUGGAGGAGAUGAUUAGAGACGAAAUGCUCAAAACCGAAGGAUUUGAAUGGAAAAUUGAUGUUGGAUUCCAUGCUAUACCCUCAAUGAAGCAUAUACACCUUCAUGUCAUAUCAGAAGAUCGGAUAUCACCUUAUCUGAAAUCAAAAAAACACUACAACUCUUUCCGGCCCGAUCUUGGUUUCUUUAUCCCGAUCAUGGAAGUGCAACGCUGGUUGCAGGAUGAUCGCACCGUGCUUGAUCGUGUAGAAGCAUUGCCCGCUACUCAAACAUUACUGAAAACCCCUUUGACCUGCUUCAAAUGCGAUGAACCCAUGAACAAUAUUGAGAAGUUGAAACAGCAUUUCGAAAAGGAAUUUAGCAGCGAAAGAAAGGAAGCUUUUAAAUAUAUAGCAAAACAUGGCCGUCAAAGGAGCAGUGAAGAGGAGAUUUUCUGAAGACUGCUGGAGGCUGGCGAAGUACCAACACGCCUGGAUAUCAUACUUGUAGCAUCGGCGUUAGUUAGCGCUGUCUGUAUCAAUAGCGUAACGACAUUAAUUUGGGUUAUACAAUUUAACUGACAC